AUGGGUGUGUUGCGCGAGCAAUCAUAUAAUUAUAAAAUAUUAACACUGAUUUCUCCCUAUAUCCUACAGUUGGCGUGGAUUCAGCGUGACCGCUCAGCCAUCUUGACGGUGGGCAACCAUGUCAUUACCAGGAACAACCGCAUCGGUGUCUCUCACGACGGUCACCGCACCUGGUACCUCACCAUCAAGGACGUGCGACCUGGCGACGCCGGCACCUAUAUGUGUCAGAUCAAUACAGCUGUCGCUAUAAGUCAGAUCGGACACGUCAGCGUAGUGGUGCCACCUUAUAUCAAGGACGAGAUGAGCAGUCGUGACGUGGGUCUCCUAGAAGGCAUGGACCUGACCCUGGCCUGCAGUGCCCGAGGCUCUCCAGUGCCCACCAUCAAGUGGCGCAGGGAGGACGGCAGUGAUAUCCACCUCAAUCACACCGUCUCAAUUCUGCCCACUGUGUACGUGCCCCACCAGCUGGUGGGAGUGCCCCUCGGGCAAGAUGUCAUCAUUGAGUGCUACAUCGAAGCCUGGCCCGCUGGUCUCAACUACUGGAAAAGACCCAACGGCAUCGAGGUCCUUCAUUCGGACGAUAAAUAUGAGGUGAAGGAGGUAGUGGGGUCACAGAAGUACAAGACACACAUGCUGCUCACCAUCAGCGAGGUCUCUCACGCAGACAUCGGUGAGUACAACUGCAUCGCCAACAACAGCCAGGGCGGUGCCGAGCAAGUGGUGCGAGUCUCAGCUUCCGUCCCCUUCCAACACAAUCGUAACGCACUCGACAAAGGUUUCGAGAAUAAGGACAACACAUAUGGCAAGCCUUCGCUCUCUGCUGUUAACUGGAGCAAAGACAAUGAUGCUUCAGCCGCACUAAAGGACGACCAUGAUGAUGCUCGCAAGUGGCCUCAGAGGAAUCCCAACACACAACAGCGACAGACCACCAAGAGACUUCACAAUCCAAGUCUGGAACAUGACUCUUCCUCGCCUCCCUCGUCAUCUUCAUCGUCCUCGCAUUAUAUUAUUCAUCAGAAAGACUAUAACUCUAUGUUCUGGUUAACUUUACUGUUGUUAGUAACUAUACAGUGUUGUGAAAAGGUAGAGUCCCUUUAGUGUAGGUUGCAUUUGUAAGCACUGUGGUUGCUCUCUUCUAGCACUUGCCUGUACACAGUGCGUUAAUUUAGGUGACCCUGUAGAUGAUUUGUCUAGUGUAAUUGAUUUGUAAUUAAAAGAAAAGCCAAACUUGGUGUUCUCUUAUAUAAUUCUUACGGUGUGAGGAGUAGAACUUUCCUGUGCGCUUGGUGUUUCAGGACUUUGAACAAUUUCGCUCAUCAGCGACAAGUACAGUGCUCAUUGGUAGCUGUCUAGAAAGCGUCUAAAGAAUCGUUCGACUCUUAAUCAGGUGGUGAUCUGGCUCCAUAAAGUAGGAGUUAUUUUGAUGAAGAUAUAUACAUAUUAUUCUUCAUGGGGAAGUGGAACAGAAUUCUUCCUCCGUAAGCCAUAUAUGUCGUGAGAGGAGACUAAAAUGUCGGGAGCAAGGGGCUAGUAACCACUUCUCCUGUAUAAAUUACUAAAUUUAAAAAAAGAGUAACUUUCAUUUUUCUUUUUGGGCCUC
This is a messenger RNA of Cherax quadricarinatus, 1600 nucleotides long. The record is from RefSeq and is a predicted model, not a curated record. NCBI's taxonomy places the organism in Eukaryota, Metazoa, Arthropoda, Malacostraca, Decapoda, Parastacidae.